Messenger RNA from Brassica rapa (field mustard), 2849 nucleotides. Its product is annotated as calmodulin-binding protein 25. Lineage: Eukaryota; Viridiplantae; Streptophyta; Magnoliopsida; Brassicales; Brassicaceae. The record is from RefSeq and is a predicted model, not a curated record.
GUUUGUUAUUGAUUUUUUAUAUAAGGUUUCCCUUUAAAUAAAAUAUCUUAUUAAAUUAAGAAUUUAAGAUGAAUAUAAGUAAUACAGUGUUAUUUUAUUAAUCGUUUGUAAAGCUCUUUCAAAGUUAUGUAAACAUUUGAAUCAUAUAUAUUAACAAUACAUUAAAUGCUACAUAAAGAAUCCUUAUAGCUAACAAUACCUCAAAUAGUUGUGGUUUUCUAUUAUUUUUUUGGUUUAGCCUGAGUUUUGGUGAUAAAAUAAAAAGAAACAAUAUGGAAUUCAUUAAUUUUUAAAUUUUUGUUGAUGAAUUUGAAGUAACAUAAAAACUACAUAAAUAUUUUUUUCCUGAAUAUGAUAAUACAUAAACAUAUAAUCGAGCAUGUUAUUUAUAAAUAUUAAGCUGUAACAAUUAAUAUCUAUUUAUCUUACUUGCUUAUUUUUUUCUUAAAAAAGGAUAAUAAAUUGGAUUUUUUAUUUUAAAAUUAUAAAAAUUCAAAAAGAAAUGUAUUAAAAAUAUUUUAAAUUCAAGAAAAUCAAAUAAUAUGAACAAAGAGAAACACUUAUAUUUAUUAAUAAAUUGUUUUAUCAAGUAAUAAAUAUAUAAUUUCUAAAAAAUGAGAAGAAUUAGUAAAAUUUGUAGUAAAAACAGUAAAAUUUAUAAUUUAAAAUAAACUAAAAUUUUAUUAAAAUUUAAAAUAUAUUCAUAUUGUUUCGUUCAUUUGCAUACCCGCCCGUAGGGCGGGUCCGACCCUAGUUAGUUAUAUUAUAAAUGUGACGGUGUAGUCUCAAGGCCAAUCUCUAAAAUAUAACAAAGAAAAACAGAAAUGACAAAACUAGUUGUAUAUAUAAAUUUAUUGAAAAAUUGUAUUUGAUGUUGUAUAACGAAAUAUUUUGUUAUGAAUUUCUCUGUUUAUUUUAUCAACAAGUUGCUAAAUUACGAUAAUUAGCGUUGUAUAAUUCUAAAAGCAAUUAAAAGAAAGUGAUAAUUUAAAAUGCUAAUGUACUUUAUAGUUUAAACUUUAAAUAGGUUAACAGGUGUAUCUACGAAGAACCACUCUCUUGAACGAUCAAAAAGCAUAAUACGAUCACCCCAUCUCUUUCUCUCAGUCAAUUUAUUUAUACCCCCAAAUGUAAUUAGCCCUAAGUUUCACGUUUCAAAGUUUCAAGUUUCAAGUAAAGGAAAAAGUGGGUAAUAAAAGGUGAAUAGUGUCAACUUUUUAUUGGCUUUUCUCUCCCACACAACCUUCAAUUCCGUUCACACACUCCUCCUUUUGAAGUUUCUUUGCAACCCAAAAAAAUUAUAAUCCUCUCCUUCAUUCUGAUUCUUCUCUCUCUCUAAACCAUCAUCUCUCUCUCUUCUAAACCAUCAUCUAUUUUCUCUCUCUGUGUCUGCCAUGGAUUCCGGCAACAGUAGUAGCAUGCAAUCUUCAAGCGGUGGUGGUGGAGACCAAGAAGAGUACGACUCACGCGCCGAUCAAUCUCUCUCUGCUUUGUUUAACAACAACGCGGCCACCGGCUCUUCCAACAUCGCCGGUCAAACACAGCUUGACUCUCUCAUGGCUAACUAUUUCAACACCGGGUGGUCAACGGAUAAUCCUCUCUGGUCAACAACAACUUCAAAUCCCACCGACGGCUCUAGACCACAACCACCACCGGUGCCAUCAGAACCAGUCUUCUUCACAAACACAGUUCAAGAAAAUCUGAGAGUAGUCUCAAACACAAACACAAACACAAACACAGACACAAACACAAGUAGUCCCAUUGGUUCUGUCCCUACCGACAAGAAAACAGGUCUGGCGACAACACGGAACCCAAAGAAGAGAUCUAGAGUCUCGAGACGAGCACCUACUACUGUUUUGACCACCGACACUUCAAACUUCAGAGCCAUGGUUCAAGAAUUCACUGGUAAUCCUUCUACUCCUUUCACCGGAUCAUCAUCUAGUCCUUUUUCUAGAUCAAGAUUUGAUCUCUUUGGUCCUUCUUCUUCUUCUUCUUCUUCGUUCUCACGACCCUUGAAACCCUUUCCUCACAAACUCAUCCCACCAUCAUCAACCAGUCAUCAUUACUCAACUCCUCCUACAGAUUACCACCAGAGUCUUCUUCGUAGCAUGAACAUGCAGAACAUAGCGAACCCUUUUCUCAACAACCAAUCUCCUAACAACGUCCCUUUAAUGGAGGAUCAAUCGUUGAGCUUGAGAACGAGUACUGGUUUUGGAUACGUGAGAGCAAACUCUGAGGGGCUUCACAACAUUAUCGCCUCCUCGUCAUCAUCCAUGACGCAGCCAACCCUAAAUAUUAUUCGUGGAUCAAACAAGAAUUAUGAAGCCGAUAAUAAUUUGGUAAGAUCCAUCAGUGGAGAAGAGCAACCUAUGGUACAAAGAUCCGAUGGCUACGCACCAUUGGUUGCUUCUGGAGCCGAGAAUAAUAUAACGGAUGUGAGAAAUGAAGGUACGGUGGAAUUAUCAUGGAUCUCGUCUUCUGAUUAGUAUCAUUCUAACUUUGUUUUAUUACAUUAUGAUCGUAUCAAUUAUAUUAGCCACAUCAAAAAAGGAAUAGAACAUCCUAGCGAAAAACAUCUGAUGAACGAACAUUAGUUAGUAUAUGGAAUUAAGAGUAUGGAAUCUUUAAUAUUCUAAAGCUUCUAUGCAUGGUCUAUAAAUGACUUUCUAUAUAUUGGAACACUGUUUUUUGUUCCUUUUAAUGUCAUAUUGGCCUUUACUCCGUUUGGUGGAAUGGUAUUUGUGUAUAUGUAGAACUGGACUAUAUGUAAUGUGUGUGAUUUUGAAACUUUGCCGGCUCAUGGUUGGUGUAUUUUUGAAUUUUCAAUGGCCCCGUGGUAUAAUUUGAAA